CUAGAUAUUUUUUAUGAAUAUAUAAACAGAAGAGGAAACAUUCUCCGAUGCAAUGCAUAUGAGAGCAAUACUGUAACGGCGAAGCUACUGGUGUUCACAUAUUAAUGGCUACAAUGUAGCACCGAUAGGGGGACAAAUAUUUGCCAAACGUGCAAAAGUGGCAUGUGCUGCUCUAUGCUUGGGUCGCGAGAGCGUCAAAAAUGAUUUGGUGAGAAAUAGGAGGGGACGCUCAGUCUGGAAUAACAAGACGAAGGGAGUCGUCAGAGAGAAAGCUAAGUGUGUUACAUGGAGGAACGAAUCUGCCCUCGCCUGAAGGUUUGGAAAGGGCGCGAGGCUCCAAGUCGCAUCUCUUAGCUUAAUUUAGCAUUUUAGCAGCAUUUAAAUGGCUUGGAGUCAUCAGCUAAGCCUAUCUUAGGCCGGGGAAGGGCGUGUAACGCGAGCGGAUAACGGGGCCAGUUUGUAGUUUGUCUCAUCGCAUUACCGCCCAACCUUUUCCUCUUUGCCGUUCCAAGAAACUAAAGUUGUGUCCUUACACCGUAAUUCAUUACCUAAUCUCGUCAUGGGGAAUACACCUUCCUGCUGCGUGGCUUCGAGCCCCAAACAUAGGCGGAACAACCACUCCAGACUGGAGCCCUAUCGACCAGAGCCGGAGCUGAGCCGGGAGGAUACUGGCUGCAACCUCCAGCACAUCAGUGACAGGGAAAAUUUGGACGAUCUGCCGAUGGAGUACAAUCCCUCUGACCAUCCUCGAGCCAGCACCAUCUUCCUUAGCAAAUCCCAGACUGAUGUUGCUGUGCAGAACAAACGAGUUCGAGAAAAGAGGAAGAGCCUUUACAUCAAUCAUUUCACACACAUUUCGGAGAGCAAGCAUCACCCGGGCCCUGGGAGACGGAAGUACAGCUCAUGUUCUACCAUAUUCCUUGAUGAUAGCACUGUCAGUCAACCAAACCUCAAAUACACUAUUAAAUGUGUAGCACUUGCAAUUUUUUACCACAUAAAGAACAGAGAGGUCGACGGAAGAAUGUUGUUAGACAUAUUCGAUGAGAAGCUGCAUCCAUUGUCGAAGUCUGAAGUUCCUCCUGACUACGAUAAACAUGACCCUGAACAGAAGCAAAUUUAUCGCUUUGUCAGGACGCUCUUCAGUGCUGCACAGCUUACGGCAGAGUGUGCCAUUGUCACCUUGGUUUAUUUGGAGAGGCUCCUGACAUAUGCUGAGAUUGACAUUUGUCCCGCCAACUGGAAGCGUAUUGUUUUAGGAGCCAUCCUCCUGGCUUCCAAAGUCUGGGAUGACCAGGCGGUGUGGAAUGUAGACUACUGCCAAAUUCUCAAGGAUAUCACUGUUGAGGACAUGAAUGAGCUUGAGCGCCAGUUUUUGGAGCUUCUGCAAUUCAACAUUAACGUGCCGUCCAGUGUCUACGCCAAGUAUUACUUUGACCUGCGUUCCCUGGCAGAGGCGAACAACCUCAGCUUCCCUCUAGAACCCCUCAGUAGGGAUAAGGCACAGAAACUUGAGGCUAUAUCCAGGUUGUGCGAUGACAAAUACAAGGACCUGAAGAAGCUAUCAAAAAAGCGGUCAGUGAGUGCAGACAAUCUGCUGGUUAUGCGGUGGUGUCCAGCCAUCAUUUCUUAACGUUGGCUGUCAGCCGCACUGAGGAAGUGGAACCUGUCAGCUGACACUGCCUGGUUAGCAGGCAAAAUAGGCGGACAGCUGUCCUGUGGAUAUGUGGGUCUGUCUGCCUGAUGAGACACACAACAAGAUGGCACUUUUACAAAGCAAGAUUGCACCUCUCUAGUUGUUGUAAAUAACAGUGCACUGAACCCGAACGAGCUGAGCGGAACCAAACUCAAGUGUGUGAAUGCAACGAAAUGAAGAAGUGCGAAGGUUGAGUUGAAGUGAGACCAUCGACGUCUGAAGGGAAAUGAGAACAACUUUACAAAGUAGCAGCAUGGCUACAUUUCUGUCAUUUUAAACUUUGUCUGUUAUGUUUUUUUUCAUGAGCUCACAGAGUUUUAAAUUCUUUCUCUUUCAGUGUUUUGUUGAUACCAUAUAUUUCUGCUCAUUCCCAUUUGAAUACUACACAACUUUGUGUACAUUCCAUUUUACAUAUCAGCACCUCUCUAUUGAUUUAUGUAUUUCACACAGUGUUGAUUUAACGAACACCCUUACACCUGACAUUCCUGCUUCGUGAGCCAAGGUUGUCUAAUAAAAUCAGUGUUAAAACCUUCCAGUUGACACCUUGACAGGACUAGUGAACUUCAAACCACUGAGUUGGCUGGCUCAUCCAUCUCAGACAUUCACUUCAAGCAAUAUUCAUGCAUUGCCUCAUUGUUGCAAUCAGGUGGAAUGAAGCAUGCGUACCUGAGUGGAGCCCUUUGGUAUCCACUUCUCAGAGUUCUACUUUAGAGGUCAUGAUGUACUUUCUUCACUGCCAUUGUCCUGACCUGUGGUGCCUCUAAUAACUAGAUAAACUUCAACUCCUUUAUCACUGAUGAAAAGAACAAGUAGUAACUAACAAAUGACUUUUUACCCCCACUAUAUUUUGUAUGGUUCUUCCUGCUAAUGAAACAGCACAAAUGAACAUUCUGUAUUCAGAAACUACUACUAAAACAAACAAAAAAAGACUCUUCAGGUUAGUUUUUUGUUCUGGAGACAAGCUGAAUGAAAUUAUUAAAUGUGAUAAUUAUCUAACACUGCUCAGAUUGUAUACAUUUUGCUAAAUUGUCUCUUUAUAGUGUACAUACAGUGCCAGUGUGCAACAGCUGCAGUUGUACUGUUAGAAUAUUUAUAUUAGACCAGUUUCUACUGUACAUGAGGUGGAUAGCAAAUAUGUGACAAAUCAUUCAAAGAAUCUGAACAGUAUAAAGAUUUAAAUGGGAGCAACCCUCAGUCUUUUGUCUUGUUUUUUGUAACAAUGUUUUCGUACUAAUAAAAAUUGGUCAUUUUAUUAGAUGGUGUAAAUGGCAAUACAAUUUUAGGUGUACAGUUAGUUACUUGCCCCCUAACCUUUUUUUUUUUCUUUUUCAGACCAAGUCUAUGGCAGAAUUGUCUCGUUUUAUUUCAAACGUAUAUAUGCUACCUCUAUUUACGAAAUGAAUUGGUUCUGCGAGUAGUUUCGUAACUUGAAAAUUUUGCAAGUAGAUACGCGUUUUCCAUGUAAAUGCCCUAAUUGUUCCAAGCCCCACAAAAUUCAGGCAUAACUUUUUAAAAUGCAUUAAAAUAUGAAACAAAUACAAGUUCCAAUUAGAUUAUUGCAUAAUAAACAUAAAGUCAGAGUUUUGCAUCAUGAAAAAAAAAAAAAAAAAACAAGAAUAAAGAAUAAAAGUUAAUGCUCAUGCAAAGCUGUCGGAACACGAGGGUUGAAUGAAGAAGACGACUCUAGGAUACACACAAAUAGUAGAGGUCCCUCUUAGCCAAUUGGAUGUCAGGAAUACUAGGCAAUAGCCAAUGGCAGAGAAUCUAUAAGUGUGUUAUGUUGAGUAAACUAAGUAGAUUUUUGCCUUUUCGUAUCCUGAAAUUUCUUUCUUAACAAUAGGCAAUAUUUUCCUGUUCAGGCAUGUGUUAUCCUGAAAAUUCUGUAUGUAGACACUUCGUAAGUAGAGGUACCACUGUAUUAAUUAUCUGGAUCCAUUGUUGAAGUUCUCCCCCUUUUUUUUUUAAACACUUAAAAGUACACAUACAGGGGACGAAAUACUUAAGUAAAUGAACAAUUAUCUAAGGAAAAAAUAUUUAAUGUAAAGUACAAAAGUACUUGCUUUAAAAUUUACAAGUAAAAAGUAAAAGUAUUUUCUCCCAAUGCAAAAUUGUGACAUAUAUACAGAGAUGCCAAUAUUCAAAGAACCAGAAAAUUAAUUGACUGCUCAAUUUUAUUUAAAACUGUGCAGAAAGGGGGGGCAGUAAAAUUGACUGCACUGCAAACAGAAGCUUAACAAGCUCAAAAAACUCCAAAACUUACCUUAAUGGUGGAUUGGAAGCAACUACUAUCAGGUGCAUACCCCCACAUUCUGUACAAGAGUGUGCAGCAUCCAUUAGAAGGCGCGCUACUCCUACUGUUGGUUUUUAUUAGUCAAUAUCUUGUUUACCUGCCUAAUCUUGCUUGUUCUCUCUAAUGCUCAAUUACAGUAUAGUUGCACGGGGCUUAUUGAUGGUUCCAGAGGCAUGAAAACGAAACUAUCAAUUCACAAUGAGGAAAAAAAUAAACAACAAACAAACAAAAGUAACGUGUAACGCAGGUGGCAAUUUGAAAAGUACUGGAGUAAAAAGUACUGAAACGUGCUGUCAAAAGGUACCACUUCAUAUUUGUACUCAAUUAAAGUACAGAUACACUAAAAUCUACUUAAGUACUGUACCGAAGUAGUUUGUUACAUUCCACAGCUGUCUGGAUCGCGCUGGUAAAAUGAUAUCUGUAAAGUUAACACUCUACACUCACAAUGCAUGCUUCCUUGCACAACAUUGAAUUGUAUAUUGAAUUAAUCAAAUAUAGGUAAUAAACAGUGUUGUUUUUGGCAGCCCUUUUCAUUUUUGUCUUCAUCUUAUGGACAAUAAUACUUAUUAGUCUUAGUCAUAUUUUAGUACUUUCAAAAUGUGUUUGUCUUCGUCUAGUUUUUGUUGACGAAAACUCAGACCAAUUUCAUUUUAGUCAAUAUUUACUGUGUUUUCGUCUGUAGAACAAAUAUAAAUAAAGGUUUCCAAAUAUUUCGAAUGAACAUUGACAGACGAGCGUAUAUUGUAGCUUCUACAAGCAUCAACAAAUAUAUCACAAACUUGGUGAUAAUACAAGCAGUAGGAAAACAUUAUUUUCAAUUAAUUAUACCCACCUGACGCCACGAACUCUAUGUAUAAAAAAUAAAUAAAUAAAAAGAUUGCUCACUGUUAGCAUUAACCUAAUGCUAACGGGAAUGCUAUGCUAUUGCGCCGAGUUACAUUUAGUGCGAGAUCACCACUCAGCACAGAGGCUAAAGCAACAUUUCAUAUUUUCUCUUACCAAGAUAAGAAAUCAAAUCUUACCGUGUGCGUUUCACAACAAGCAAUGGGGAGACUGGAGAUUACACUCGUGAGUUGGGGGGGGCGCAGCACGUCACAUGAGUGACGCACUAACUACAUAUAAAAAUGUCACACAUAGUGAACAUGUGUUGAAAACUAUGGUGCAUUUUCGUCUCGUCAAGACAAAAAUUGACAUUCGUUUCGUUAUGUUUUAGUCUCCGGAGACACGUUUUUAGCUCGUUAUCGUCUCGUCAUCGUCAUGAAAAAAUUGUUCGUCGACGAAAUAUUUUAGUUCUAGUCAUCAUUGACGAAAACAACACUGGUAAUAAAACAACCAAUAGUAUAAGAUUUGAUGUUGCUGUAGCAACCUUUUUGUUAUACAUGCAUCCAAAAUGUGGUUUACUCUCAAUUGCCGAACUUGCUUAUUUUGUUUUGAUUGUACAUAUUGUCUGAUAAUUUUAAUCUAAUCAAUUCUUUCCUCAAACAUCCUCUUGGUAUAAAGAUGUGACUAAUUGAUAACAUCCAUUAAUUUUUCCAUAUUUUGGGCAGUCAGCAGCACGUUUUCUGACAAUUCACACAAAUUUGGACUUAGGAUGUAGGUUUAAAAUGUAUUUUUUUUGUAUUUUUUUUGCUAUGUGUAAAAAGAAAUUUGAGUCAUGGCAAAAAAAUAUAUAUAGUUUAUUUUUUUUGCUCAACCAUCCGUAUAUAAUAAUGUGUUCUGAAUACAGUUAUACUUCUGGUGUUGAAGUAGAAAAUGUCAUGAGCAAUGUUUUGGUUUUGUACAGUUUUACCCUUGACGGGUAGCUACCAAUUCAUGUCUGUAUGAUUUCUACAAC
This is a messenger RNA of Corythoichthys intestinalis (scribbled pipefish), 5817 nucleotides long. RefSeq names its product cyclin Y (gene ccny). Bases 560 to 1630 code for a protein of 356 amino acids. The record is from RefSeq and is a predicted model, not a curated record. Lineage: Eukaryota; Metazoa; Chordata; Actinopteri; Syngnathiformes; Syngnathidae. Gene Ontology annotation, biological process: regulation of canonical Wnt signaling pathway; regulation of cyclin-dependent protein serine/threonine kinase activity. Gene Ontology annotation, cellular component: cytoplasmic cyclin-dependent protein kinase holoenzyme complex; plasma membrane. Gene Ontology annotation, molecular function: protein kinase binding; cyclin-dependent protein serine/threonine kinase activator activity. The transcript has 12 exons.